UCUCCUUGAAUUAAGGAGAAGAUGGAGGUGCCACCAGUCAGCAGUAAAGAUAAUGGUGUAUCUCAUGUUCUGACUCUAGCGCUGCAAGAGCUCAGCUUGCUCUGUAAGAGGGAUGUCAAUGGCGUGGGCAUGCUCUAUGAGCUGCUCAGAUCUCGCUGGCUGCAAGCACUGCUCAAGAUUUAUGAAUGCCUCCAACAAUAUCUUGGAAAAAGACCAGCUCCAGUCACACUGCAGGCACGUGCGUUGAGUCGUGAGGUGGUAGAGUUGCUGCAUGAAGCCCCUCCGUCAGGAGAGGUCAAAGAGCUAAGACGGCUACUGCGUUCUCCACACUUCAAGGCCUUGCUAUCUGCUCAUGAUACUGUGGCCCAGAAAGAUUUUGAACCAACCCUUCCACCAUUGCCAGAAAACAUACCUGAAAAUGAAGAAGCUAUGAGGAUUGUCUGCUUAGUGAAAAACAACCAGCCUCUGGGUGCCACCAUUAAACGCCAUGAGAUAACAGGUGACAUAACGGUUGCCCGUGUGAUCCAUGGUGGGCUGGCAGACAGAAGUGGGUUGCUGUAUGCUGGAGACAAACUGGUGGAAGUAAAUGGAGUUCCUGUUGAGGGACUUGAGCCUGAGCAAGUCAUUAAUAUUCUGGCCCUGUCUCAGGGGACAAUUAUGUUCAAAUUAAUUCCAGUUUCUGAUCGGCCUGUCAGCAACCAAACAACAGUGUACGUGCGAGCAAUGGCAGAUUACUGGCCCUUGCAAGAUCCUGCCAUACCAUGUGCUGAUGCAGGUUUGCCUUUCAAGAGGGGUGAAAUACUCCAGAUUGUGGAUCAGAAUGAUGCUCUCUGGUGGCAGGCCAGGAAAGUUUCAGAUCUCAGUGCCUGUGCUGGACUCAUACCCUCAAAUCAUCUUCUUAAAAGGAAGCAGCGAGAGUUCUGGUGGUGUCAGCCCUUCCAGCCCCACCUCUGUCUCAAAUCAUCAAUGUUAAGCACUGUGGAAGAAGAGGAUGACAUGCAGAUUGACGAAAAGUGUGUGGAAACAGAUGAAGAAACAUUUGAGUCAGAGGAGCUUAAAGAAGAAGAGGAAGAAUUUGGUGAAUUUGGUCAACGAGUCUUUAUUGCUGGAUUCCGCAGGAGCAUGCGGCUGUGCCGCAGGAAGGCCCGGCUCCAGCAGCAGUCCUGCUACUCCCGCUGCCCCAGCAGCUGCUACAGCGCCCUGGCCGCUCCCUACGAAGAGGUGGUCAGGUACCAGCGGCACCCGACAGACCGGCACCGGCUAAUUAUCCUCGUGGGUCCCGCAGGAGUUGGUGUGAAUGAGCUACGGCGAAGGCUAAUCACAAGUAAUCCACGAGAGUUUCAAAGUGCCACACCUCACACCACUCGUGUUCAGAAAAGUUAUGAAAUGAAUGGUCGUGAAUAUCACUACAUAUCGAAGGAAACUUUUGAAAACAUGGUGUAUAGUCACAGAAUGCUGGAAUAUGGGGAGUACAAAGGGUACCUGUAUGGUACCAGUAUUGAUGCAGUGAGAACAGUCCUUGAUGCAGGGAAGAUCUGUGUCAUAGAUUUAGAACCACAGGGUAUACAAAUAGCCCGGACCCAUGAGUUAAAGCCCUACGUUAUAUUCAUCAAGCCACCCAGCAUAGGCUGCAUGAGGCAGACUCGUAAAAAUGCCAGGAUCAUUACAGAUUAUUAUGUGAACAUGAAGUUCAAGGAAGAAGAUUUACAGGAGAUGGAAGAAUCAGCUAAGAAAAUGGAAGCUCAGUUUGGUCAGUUCUUUGAUCACGUGAUUGUGAAUGACAAUUUACAAGAAGCAUCUGCGCAGCUGCUCUCUGCAGUACAUCGUGCACAGGAUGAGCCCCAGUGGGUCCCUGCAGUAUGGAUAUGCUCAGACAAUCAGCCCUAA
This is a messenger RNA of Agelaius phoeniceus (red-winged blackbird), 1887 nucleotides long. RefSeq names its product MAGUK p55 scaffold protein 4 (gene MPP4). Gene Ontology annotation, molecular function: protein binding. Lineage: Eukaryota; Metazoa; Chordata; Aves; Passeriformes; Icteridae. The record is from RefSeq and is a predicted model, not a curated record.